This is a messenger RNA of Cooperia oncophora, 447 nucleotides long. The record is from the annotation of a GenBank genome assembly. Lineage: Eukaryota; Metazoa; Nematoda; Chromadorea; Rhabditida; Trichostrongylidae.
AUGAAUCUGCGUCAGUUGAGGAUAGAUCAGAAAAACGUGUUUGAGUAUGCAGUUAAAACUAAUGAUUCCAUUGAAGCAAUUCAUCUAACGCCAGCCAGAAAGCUCCUGAAUGAUCUACUGCCGGAUACAUACGAAACGGCUGUUCGUCCUGGUUCAAAUGAUACACCCACCAUAGUCACCAUCAUUCCCAACAAACUCAUCCUUCUGGCUAUGGAUCAGCAGCAGGAGUGGAUCAGGUUCUCUGAGGAGCUCCUGCUGACAUGGAUAGAUCCGAAAUUGUCCUGGAAUCGAAACACUACUGAGUACAGCCGAGAAUGGAUCAAGAUCGCUGAAACCAGCGUAUGGGUGCCGGACAUCAUCUAUACAUCAGCGUUUGUUCUCCUCUCUUUCUAUGAAAAAUAUUUAAUCAUGCUGAAAUAUGGACCUCAUUUCUAUACAAAAGCCUAG